AUGCUCUCAAGAAGUAUAGCUACCGCCGCCCGCAUGGUGCCCGCCACCAGGGCGCUGAGGCCCCGUUCGCACCCUCUCGUCAUGCUUCCCUCCAUGAUGCAGACCGUUCGCUCCUACGCCGAUUCCGUCAUCAAGGUUCCUCAGAUGGCCGAGUCCAUUUCCGAGGGUACUCUCAAGCAGUUUUCCAAGAGCAUUGGCGAUUAUGUGGAGCAGGAUGAGGAGAUUGCUACUAUCGAGACCGACAAGAUUGACGUUGCUGUCAACGCCACCGAGUCUGGUACCAUCAAGGAGUUCCUCGUUGCCGAGGAGGACACAGUCACUGUCGGACAAGACCUUGUUCGAAUUGAGCUUGGAGGCGCGCCAUCCGGUGACAAGAAGGAGGCCCCCAAAGAAGAGUCCAAGGAGCAGCCCCAGAAGUCCGAGCCCGAAUCAAAGUCUGAAUCAAAACCUGAGCCCAAGCAGGAAUCCGCUCCUGAGCCUAAGAAGGAGUCUGCUCCUGCUCCCAGCAAGCCCGAACCUCCCCGACAGGCCGAGAAGAAGGACUCCAAGCCACAGUCUGCCGCUUCCAGCGGUCCCUCUAUGGGUAACCGAGAAGAGCGCCGUGUCAAGAUGAACCGUAUGCGCCUUCGAAUUGCUGAGCGUCUCAAGCAGUCCCAAAACACGGCUGCUUCCCUGACCACCUUCAACGAGGUCGAUAUGUCCAACAUCAUGGAGUUCCGCAAGCUCUACAAGGAGGACGUUCUCAAGAAGACUGGUGUCAAGCUUGGUUUCAUGAGUGCUUUCUCUCGAGCCUGCGUUCUUGCUAUGCGCGAUCUCCCCGCCGUCAACGCCUCCAUUGAGGGUCCCAACGGCGGUGACACCAUCGUCUACCGCGACUACGUCGAUAUCAGUGUGGCUGUCGCUACCGAGAAGGGCCUUGUUACCCCUGUCGUCCGAAAUGUCGAGUCUAUGGACAUGAUUGGCAUUGAGCAAUCGAUUGCUGAUAUGGGCAAAAAGGCUCGCGACAACAAGCUUACUAUCGAGGAUAUGGCUGGUGGCACCUUCACCAUCAGCAACGGCGGUGUUUUCGGGUCUCUCAUGGGCACACCCAUCAUCAACCUCCCCCAGAGUGCUGUUCUUGGCCUCCACGCUAUCAAGGAGCGCCCCGUUGCCGUUAACGGCAAGAUUGAGAUUCGACCCAUGAUGUACCUUGCUCUUACUUACGACCACCGUCUGCUGGACGGCCGGGAGGCUGUGCAAUUCCUUGUCAAGGUGAAGGAGUACAUUGAGGAUCCCCGAAGGAUGCUCCUGUAA
Molecule: messenger RNA, 1293 nt
Organism: Fusarium proliferatum ET1
Lineage: Eukaryota; Fungi; Ascomycota; Sordariomycetes; Hypocreales; Nectriaceae
Product: putative KGD2-2-oxoglutarate dehydrogenase complex E2 component
Exons: 4
Coding region: 1-1293 (430 amino acids)
Biological process (GO): tricarboxylic acid cycle
Cellular component (GO): oxoglutarate dehydrogenase complex
Molecular function (GO): dihydrolipoyllysine-residue succinyltransferase activity
Source: RefSeq, a predicted model, not a curated record